AAUAAACUCAUCAAUGGAUAUAUUUUAAGAAGAUGGCCUAGAUCUACUGUUUGAUGAAAACAUAUUUUUUUAUGGUUUUUAAGAUUUUGAGAUAGAAUCUGAUUUAUAAAAUUCUUCAGAGAUGAUGUAAAAUGUAUUAGAUUUUGAGAUAGAAUCUGAUUUAUAAAAUUCUUCAGAGAUGAUGUAAAAUGUAUAAGAAUUAUAAUUUAAAUAGGAAUUCAUAGAUGUAGUUAGAGUUUAAAAUUUCGAAGAAAUGAAAGUAUUUAUUGAUGAAUUAAUUUGUCCAAUUUGUUCUCAUUUAUUCGUUGAUCCAAGAAUAUGUUAAGAGUGUAGUCAAGGAUUUUGUAAAUAAUGUCUUUUAAAAUGGUAACUAAAAUUGAUUGAAAAUAAUAUUAGGUUUUAGGGAAAUAAAAAGAGUUGCCCAUGUUGUAGAUCAUUAUCUAAUUAGAAAAGUGAUGGAACUUAACCUCCAAAAAUAUUGUUAAAAUUGCUGAGUAAAUUGAAAAUAAGUUGUAAAUACUAAGUAAUAAUUUAAAUGAACUUAUUAAUAGGAUAAUGGAUGUAAAGAAGUGAUAAGUUAUGAUAAUAGAGAAAUCCAUUUUGAAAGUAAAUGUGAAUAUAAAUUAAUUAAUUGCAAAUAUUGUCUUUGCAAAAUACUUUAAAGAGAUAGUUAAACUCAUGUAAAUUUUUAUAUAAUUUUAUUUAAGUUAUCAGAAUGUGAAUAAAGACCAAUAAAAUGUAUGUGGUGUUCAAAAAUAUUUUCUUAUUUUGAUCAUUUAAAUCAUUCUGACAAAUGUCCUUCCAGAAUUUUCAAAUGUACAUAGUGUUUAAAAAAUAUUCCAUAUUCUAAGAUAAAUAUUCAUACUCAAAAUUAUUGUUAAAAUAAAUAAAUAAAGAAAUAAAAGAAAGAAUAUUUAGAAAGUAAAUUAGAAAUUGAAAAAGUAAAAGCAGAACUGUUAAGAAAAAUGAAGAAAAUAAAAAAAUUAGAAAGAUUAAUAAAAAGAUAGAAAUAGAUGAAUUAAGAAUAUUUAAAUGAACAAAAUUUAAAUAAUGAUUCUAUAAAUAGUAAUGUAGAUAUCCUUUAAUUAGAAACGUAAAAUUGGUUAGAUGAAAAUCAAUUUGUUAAUUAAUAAGGUUUAUAAUUGGUGAAUUAAAAUGAAGAUUAUUAAGAUAAUUCAGAUUCUAGAUUGCAUUAAUAAAAAAAUUAAUUAAAGAAGAAAUAAGUAGUGGAUAAAGAUGAGAAUAAAAUAAUUACAAAUUAAGAAUAAAAAUUAUCUGAUUAUUGA
Paramecium sonneborni is the source of this 1286-nucleotide messenger RNA. NCBI's taxonomy places the organism in Eukaryota, Ciliophora, Oligohymenophorea, Peniculida, Parameciidae. The record is from the annotation of a GenBank genome assembly.